Molecule: messenger RNA, 1329 nt
Organism: Mytilus californianus (California mussel)
Lineage: Eukaryota; Metazoa; Mollusca; Bivalvia; Mytilida; Mytilidae
Product: protein artichoke-like
Exons: 1
Coding region: 1-1329 (442 amino acids)
Cellular component (GO): extracellular matrix
Molecular function (GO): protein binding
Source: RefSeq, a predicted model, not a curated record
AUGCAGGGUAAAUGUCAAUGUCAAGGUAAUAUAGUAAAAUGUGAAGAUCUUGACCAGAUAGUGCCACAGACUGGAGGCAGUGCCUUUCUACGAUUAGAAGUUAGAAACAGUAACUUAACAAUUAACGAUACUUCAUUUACUAACUGGGGGCUCACUGAAGUUCUUCUUGAAAAUUGUCAGCUUACGGAUUAUAGCCUUCGUUAUGGCUCUUUCGGUGGUUUGGAAAAUAGUUUAAGAUUAUUAAGUUUAAAAGAUAAUGACUUAACUAUACUCCCACGAUCGUUGUCAAAACUUACAAACAUAGAAACCCUGGACGUUUCUGGAAAUCCAAUCCGUUACUAUAACUUUAACGAAAAUAUCUUACGUGAUAUAGGAGAUACUUUAUUAUCAUUUUCAUUCGGAACAAAAAUCGGUGGAACUGAACUUACUAGAUGGCCAACAACGUUGACACAUCUGGUAAAAUUACAGGAGCUUAUACUUACUGCUGCAGACAUUACAAUCAUGCCAAUCCGUUCAUUUCAUGGAUUUGAAGGAACAUUGCUUCGACUGACAUUAGCAAACACCAAACUUCGAUCUGUACCGUUGGCUAUUUCUAGACUCCGAUAUCUUCAAGAUUUGCAUUUUGACCAUAACCAGGAGGUAGGAGAUUAUGGAGUUCGGAUCCCUCUCAUUAAAGGUUUUCUACCAUUUCUCAAUCAAAUGUCACUCAAAGAUGACAAUAUCACAACAUUUCCAGAAGUUCUACAAAGUUUUGAUCGACUUGAUCAACUUAACAUGGACGAAAACAACUUAAAAUUCGUAAGUGACAAAUCGGCAAAAGCUGUUACCCAAAUUACCAGCCUUAGUCUCCAACAUUCUGGAAUAACCCGGAUUCCGGGAGCUAUCCAGGACAUUACAUACCUAAACAUUUUAGAUCUGUCAAACAACAGUAUACAUGCAAUAGAAACAAAUGACCUAAAGGAGUCAGCCGAGCUUCUAACCUUGAAAAUGAAUAACAACCCUAUUUUAUACAUUUCCGACAAAGCGUUCAUUAAUCAAACAAAGCUUCGCCGACUUGAACUGAAAGGUAUCCAGAUUAAACGGGUACCAUGUGCGUUAGAGGCUAUGAUUCGGAGACACCAACCCGGAUACAUUAUUGUUGAUUUGUCAAACAAUAAAAUUGAAUGCAAUUGUGGACUCAAAUGGCUAUUUGAUGUUAAAAAUGACAGACAUACUCGCACACGUUUCAGAAUUGUAGGAAAUUGUGACACUGUGGCAAAAUCAAUUCAGGAUUAUUUGGAUACAGAUCUAGCGGCUUGUCCUUCCGGUAUAAACUGCGCCGACUCUUAA